Prorocentrum cordatum is the source of this 3128-nucleotide messenger RNA. Lineage: Eukaryota; Dinophyceae; Prorocentrales; Prorocentraceae. The record is from the annotation of a GenBank genome assembly.
GCCUACUUGGCACGGAGACGUUGUUGGAGUGGAACAUGGACUUGUAUCAGCCUGAAGGCAUCUCCUACAACAUCCGGUCUUCUCAGGCGACCUUCACGGGCAUCAACGGUCAAGCAGACCCCUCAUGUGGCGAGUUUCUCGGACCGAUCUGGGUCGAAGGCAUGGCGAAGGGCACCACCUACCAGGCGGACAUGAUAGGAAGUCAGGUUAUCAUGGAGAACCCAUCUCGAUCAGCUAUCUGGAAGCAGUCUGAUCUUCGUCUGAUCCCAGACAUCCUGAUGCGCGAGAUGCAUGACAACAUUACUGACCAGUGCGCGCAUGGAGCUUGGAGUGUGGAUCUGAAGUUGCCGAUUCGCAAGAGGACCUUCUUCCGAAGUACGACGCGGCUGCGAAGCACAUCCAGAUCCUGCAAAUGCACAACACCACAUGCGGAGCUGCAAGGCACCGACGACAAGGGUCGCAAGCGAACGGCUUUGGCAGCAGUUUAUCCAGUUGGGUUGUGCCGAUCAUUGGUCAAGGACAUGGUCAAGCACAUGCACUCCUGCCGGACACAGGUCACGAUCAUCAAACCUUCCUUCGACCUGGGCAAGCUAGCUCAGAAGUUGACCCAGGCUGCCUCGGACGAAGAACGCAUCAAGCUGCUCAUGGGCCUUCACUACAAGUUCUUUCACCCUCCAGACUUUGAGAUCGAGAGGAUGAUUCGAGCUCUUGGACUACCUGCACCUAUUCGAGAGCUAUGCAAAGGUCUGGCCGAGCACUGCGAAACCUGCUUGCAGCGACAGCGAGCUAUGAACAAGCCGAGUAUCAAGAUGACCAUCGCAGUUCGUUUCAAUGAGCGCGUCCAAGCAGAUCUGUUCUUCGUAUUCGAGAAGACUUGGCUGAUGAUGAUCGACGAAUGCAUCAGGUACCGCAUCGCAUGCCAUUUAGCUACCAAGCAGGGCAAGGACGUUCUACGUGCAAUGCUUGGUCACUGGAUUCGGUAUUUCGGGCCGAUGGACAACCUGGUGAUGGAUCAAGAAGGCGGUAUGACAAAUGACAACGUGGCGCUGGUGGCAGACAGAUACAAUCUACGGCUGAUAUUUGGUGGAGCUGACGGACACACCACCACAGGCCUGGCAGAGCGAGCGAUUCAGACCUUGAAGCUGACUGCUCUCAAGACGAAGCGCGACGUGAUCAAGCAAGGCCUGACCGACAUCAGCGACGAGGACAUAGUGGAGGAAUCAGCGAUGGUGGCAAAUCUCUUUAUGAAUUAUGGCGGCUCGGUUCCAGCUCAAGGGUUGUUCGGAUACAUGCCUAAGGACGCCUACGAUCCUGAAGCAGGAACUCUGACGGCUACGCAGAGUGCGAUGGAUCUCACGCCGGACCCGACCGAGCAGCACCUGCGCCUCAGGCUCUUGGCAAAGUCUAACAUCCUGCAGGCCAUCAUCGAGGAAAGGAUCGCCAAGGCCAACAAUACACGUCAGCAAGCUCAGGACGCCAAGUGGAUCGAGACGCUCAAACCUCAUGAUCAAAUAGCUAUCUGGCGUACACCAGCCAGGAAAGAUCAAGAUGGCUGGCGAGGUCCAGCGGAGUUCAUCAGCCUUGACAAGGACAAGGCGGCGGCCAUCGUGAUUCAUCAGAAUCAGCCAUACAAGAUACCGACAAGGCACAUGCGAGCACGACGAAUGAGCUUCUACGUCCUGGGCACAUCCUGGGACAAAUAUCAAGUGUACCUCGGCAGCGGCAGCACGAUGAAGCUCACGGAGUUAUUCGAGAUCAUUGAAGGCACACCACCAGGCAUCGUGUAUCGCAUGGGUAUCUUCAACGAGCAACCGACACCACCGGAACUACUGCAGACACCUCCUCCGACAUGGUUGCUGGCACAGAGUGUGGGUAUGACCAUCUUUCGGAUGACGAGCGUGGACGGCAUCAUCUACGGUCAAGGACAACGACAGCUAAAGGGUCUGAGUGAAUUCACACAUGGAGUGAUCGUGGCCUGGCGAGAUCGACACCGAGAAGACUACUACAGCAGCGACAUCGAUCCGAGUCAACCGAUCAACAUGGUGAAGUUCGUAGGCGCCGACUGGGACAAGUACCAUUUUCUAUUAUUGGUAUCAAAGCAUCGGUAUGGUGACGACAACCCGGGCACCUACCAGCAUCCUGAUCUAAGACUCGGCAUGACCCGAGAGCACGACAGGAGACCGAUUUGGACGACAGCAUCAUCGACCUUGGACAUCAGCGGAAACAAGCGCGACCAACUACUGAACCACUUCAAGAUGGACCAGCACCUGGAGAUGAUCCGCAUCAUGAUCGAGGAUUUCAACCAGUUCAAGAUGGACAAGCAGUCUCGGCUCAAACAGCAAUUGAUUCAGGAAUCCGAGUUCGAGAGCCUCUGGCCCCAGAUAGAAGAAUCCGACCACAAUGAGAUCAAGAACUACGUCAAGCACGACUGCUUCAGGCCCAAGUUGAAGACCGAGUGUAACAACGCCAACUUCAUCGACGCUACUUGGGUCAGACGAUGGAUGUGGAAGGAGAAAUGGGUCGUGCGCUGCAGACUCUGUGGACGAGGACUCAUUGAUGCCCCACUGCUAUGGCAGGCAGCGCUGACGCUCCACAUCAAGGACAAGAUGGCGGGCAAGCGAGCACUAUUGGACGAGAACUGCUUUGUGUGGCAUGAUGACAAGACGGAGGAGCUCACGCUAGCGACUACAGUACAUGUGGAUGAUCUCUUCCCGACAGGCAGGCAGUCAUGGCUGAAUUGGGCACAUGAUUUGCUGGAGAAGAAGUUCGGCAAGAUCACGAGGAAGACCAUGCCCUUCACUCAUCUUGGCAUCGAAUAUCAUCGACUACCAGAUGGCACUAUCUUUCUGAGUCAGGACGCCUACCUGGACACGAUAGAAUCACCACAGUUGGACAAAGAACGAAGACGAUUGCGGAGAUUCUACCACUGGCCGACCGAAGUCAUGGUCAUGGACAGCCUCACAAAGCCAGGGCAGUUUCCGCAGAUGCAGGAUUACUUAUUAUCGGGAAUGAUACGACAUCGACGACUACUCAAAAUGAAGACCGGCAUCGAGAACGUGAUUACUGUCAAGGAGAUAGCCUCCAGGAGCGAGUUCACAGAGAGCGACCUGGUGAACAUCCAGGCCUAG